AUGCAGUCGCAGCACGAGGUUUCGGAGGCGGCACCGAAGCUGGUGAACCGCCUCUCGCAAAGCAGUUCGCCCUAUGUUCGGGGACACAUGAACAACCCUGUGGCAUGGCAGCUCUGGGAUGCCGAGUCAAUCCAACUGGCUCGGAAGUAUAAUCGAAUGAUUUUUCUUAGUAUUGGAUACUCGGCUUGUCAUUGGUGCCAUGUCAUGGAAAAGGAGUCUUUCAUGUCUCCUGAGGUGGCUGCAAUUCUGAACGAGUCUUUUAUUCCAAUCAAGGUCGACCGUGAAGAGCGACCAGAUAUUGAUGAUGUCUAUAUGAACUAUGUCCAAGCCACUACCGGCGCCGGUGGUUGGCCUCUGAACGUUUUCCUGACUCCCAAUUUGGAGCCUGUUUUCGGAGGCACGUACUGGCCUGGUCCGAACUCGACAACUUUGCAAGGCCCGGGAACCACCGGAUUUGUCGAUAUUCUGGAGAAGCUGAGCGAUGUCUGGCACACUCAGCAGCAGCGCUGCUUGGACAGUGCGAAGGACAUCACCGCCCAGCUGCGCGAGUUCGCUGAAGAGGGAACUCACUCGCAGCACGGACCCCGUGACGAAGACGAGGACUUGGACCUUGAGCUUUUGGAAGAGGCUUAUCAACACUUUUCAUCGCGAUACGACUCUAUCAACGGCGGGUUCGGCCGUGCGCCUAAAUUCCCAACACCCUCCAACCUCAGCUUUUUGCUCAGACUUGGUGCAUAUCCGAAGGAAGUCGCGGACGUUGUGGGACAAGACGAGUGUGAAAAGGCUACUGCGAUGGCGGUGACAACGUUGGUGAAUAUGGCACGCGGCGGUAUUCGGGACCAUAUUGGCCAUGGCUUCUCUCGCUAUAGUGUUACGACUGACUGGAGCUUGCCGCAUUUUGAAAAGAUGCUGCAUGACCAGGCCCAACUACUGGACGUCUAUGUGGAUGCGUUCCACUUGACUCACGAUCCUGAAUUGCUGGGAGCCGUCUACGACUUGGCUGCCUAUCUGACAACUGAACCUCUUCAAUCCCCCACCGGUGGCUUCUUUUCAUCCGAGGAUGCAGACAGCUUCCCCAGCCCGAACGAUACGGAAAAGCGAGAAGGUGCUUUCUAUGUUUGGUCUAUGAAAGAGCUUAUCCAAGUUCUGGGAACGCGUGACGCUCCAGUGUGUGCUCGUCACUGGGGCGUUUUACCCGAUGGAAACGUGGCAGCCGAGUACGACCCUCACGAUGACUUCAUGAACCAGAACGUGCUCUCGAUUCGUGCGACUCCGAGCAAACUCGCCAAGGAAUUCGGAUUGAGUGAAGAGGAGGUGGUCAAGAUCAUCAAGGGUGGAAAACAAAAGCUGCAUGACUACCGCGAGAAGACCAGAGGCCGACCGGACCUGGACGACAAGAUCAUCGUGGCCUGGAAUGGACUGGCGAUCGGUGCACUAGCCAAGUGUAGCGUUCUAUUUGAGGGAAUUGAGAGCUCAAAGGCACUCCAGUGCCGUGAGGCUGCCGCACGUGCCAUCAGCUUUAUCAAGGAGAACCUCUUCGAGAAGACCACCGGCAAGUUGUGGCGCAUCUGGCGUGAUGGCAGUCGCGGCGAUACCCCCGGCUUCGCUGAUGACUAUGGGUACCUGAUCAGCGGGCUGCUGGACAUGUACGAAGCUACCUUUGAUGACAGCUAUCUUCAAUUCGCCGAGCGCCUUCAAAAAUACCUCAACGAAUACUUCCUUGCCAAGACUGGAUCUACACAUGCCGGCUACUAUAACACACCUUCAAGUAUGACCCCUGGCAUGCCACCUCCCCUCCUCCGGUUGAAGACCGGUACCGAGUCGGCAACCCCCUCGGUCAACGGCAUGAUUGCGCGCAACCUAUUGCGACUGUCAGCUUUGCUGGAGGAAGAGGAAUACCGGACACUGGCACGACAGACAUGCAACUCCUUUGCAGUGGAAAUCAUGCAGCACCCAUUCCUAUUUGUUGGGCUGUUGGAUGUCAUCGUGGGUCUACAAAUCGGCACGCGUACAGUGACAGGAGUAUUCUGCACCGCAGAAAUUACCAAUUAUCCAUCAAGUAGCGGUCGCCUCGUCAGCCAGCUGAAUCAACCGGCGUCGGCACGGGAUCUCAUUGUCCAGAAAGUGCGAGCCAAGACCGAGUCCAGAAUCUCCUCGUCGAUCGUCGUGGCCUCGCUCGUUGACAUUCGACCCUCUCAUCUCAAGGACUUUGUGGGUAACCAGUCAUUCUGGUUGAAGUCGCGGAACCCACUGUUCAAGGAUUUGAAAGCCGCCGAUCCGGCCAAGAACUACCUGAUGGUAUGUGAGAAGGGACAAUGCAGAACAGUGGACGUAGAAAAGGAGGUUUGA
This is a messenger RNA of Penicillium cinerascens, 2349 nucleotides long. RefSeq names its product thioredoxin domain-containing protein. Lineage: Eukaryota; Fungi; Ascomycota; Eurotiomycetes; Eurotiales; Aspergillaceae. Gene Ontology annotation, biological process: carbohydrate metabolic process. The transcript is spliced from 4 exons. Bases 1 to 2349 code for a protein of 782 amino acids. The record is from RefSeq and is a predicted model, not a curated record.